Messenger RNA from Parasteatoda tepidariorum (common house spider), 2868 nucleotides. RefSeq names its product protein eva-1 homolog C. NCBI's taxonomy places the organism in Eukaryota, Metazoa, Arthropoda, Arachnida, Araneae, Theridiidae. Gene Ontology annotation, molecular function: carbohydrate binding. The record is from RefSeq and is a predicted model, not a curated record.
GGGAGAAUGAAGUAGGGAAAUUGGCUUAUUGGCGACAAUUGGCUUUCCUCUUCUCUUCAAUGAACACACACGUGUUUUCUUCUUCAUUCCAUUCAAAAUGAUCUCUUGCUCCUGAUGCAGAUCGGGAGAAAAAUAUGUUGUUAUUCGACUGUGAUCCAUAAAUAUUUAAAAUAUGUAUUCAAGUAGUGAAGUUGCGAAUAAGUUUAUUUUAUUUUUCGUAUUUUUCUGUGUCGUUAGACUUUCUUUUUCUUCAGAUGAUUUCAACUUUUUGUACAGUAAGCUGACAUCAUUUCAAGCUCAUGCCUGUGAUGGGGAACAAUUAAAUCUUACCUGCACUCCAAAUACUGUAAUUAGUGUACAGUUCGUACAGUACGGAAGAUAUUCGACAUCUAAUGAACUAUGCCCUGGGCAAAAACCAUAUUACAGCUCUUGCAACGUCCAAGAUGCUUUAAAAGUUAUUCAGGCUCAGUGUCAUACUGGAAAAGUAUGUCGGCUUCUCAUAUAUCCCGAUAUGUUUCCCAGUGAUCCAUGUCGUGGGGUACAAAAAUACGCCGAAGUCAUGUACAAAUGUAGACCAGAAGAGUUUCUGAACAAGGUAGCGUGCGAAGACAAAUAUCUUUAUCUAAAAUGUCCCCCUGGUCAAGUUAUCAUAAUUUUAUCUGCCUAUUUUGGUACCACAAAAGAGGAUGUCAUCGAUUGUCCACAAACUGACAACACACGAACUGAAGAUUGUACAGUCAGUUACGUAGAUCAGACUGUUGAUAGAAUUUGUUCAGGAAAGGAGAACUGCUCAUUGUUAGCCGAUACUCUUACAUUUGGUGAUCCAAUGUGCAAAGGCAGAAAGCAUCUUAAAGUCAAGUAUAGUUGUGUUGAAAAAAUGGUUCUGGUGAAACAGUCGAUCAGCAUGUCGUCGGGUGAGAGUAUAGAGACGACUUCAUUUCCCGGCUGGUUCCGUGGAAAGGAUCAAUCAAUGAAACAGCCCAAUCAUUGGCCUCGUAAUUAUAUUGGGAGAACGACCGAAUCAUCGGACUUGUUAAAAUCAGAAAUGCAAAGUGAUGAGGUGCCCAUCGAUUAUUAUAAGACAGGAAGUACGACAGAGAAAAGGAAGAUAGUCGGUUUUAUGUCUGGAUGGGUAUCCGCUCAUAAAUAUGUCCAAGGGAAUAAAGAUAAAUUUAUUCUAUACACCACAGUCAGCUUAGGUGUCGGAUUCUUGCUAUUCAUAACCGUUUUGGCGGGACGGCUUUUCAUGAACAGAAUGAGAACAAAAUCAGAUGACGACAACGUUAUUCACAUUACUCCAGAAACAGAAGAUCAAUUUUUCAGUGACAGUGAUUUGGACCAGUUCGAGCCUCCAGAACCGCUGCCACUACCAGUGAACAAUUACACGGCUUCCAUGAAAAGGAAAGACAGUGAUGUGCUUCCACGUGCACCCAUUAAUACCGGCAGAGAUCUCAACCAUUAUUUCAGCUGAAAGAGUUGGGUGACAAUUUUGUAAAUAGAACCUUUUAAACGAAAGAACAAGGGUGAUUUCUAUUCUCUGCAUUAUAUUAAGUGUCAUUCAAAAGAGUAGAUAUUGAUUCCAAGUCAAUAAUUUAUUAUUUUGCAUAAGGGUUGACUGUUAACAGGGACACAAAUAGUCUCCUUUUAUAAGGAUAUAUAUCUAAUGUGCAUUUAGGACUUUAAUGCUAUUGUUGAGAAAACGAAAGCAAUGUUUCAGAUAUUGCUUGAAAUAAAGACAUUUUUUUCAAACUUCUAAUUAGUAAAGACAACAGUAUAGACUCUUUCGAUAUUUUUUCGGAAAACUAAGUUUGUAAAGUUACGAGUCUAAAUGAAUUUCAAAAUUAAAAUUUUGAGUUAGUUGCAGAGCAUGCAAUCCAUUUAAAUCUUAAUUACGAUGUUGUUGCUGUAGUAGGCCAUUAAGACCUUGGGGUGUUAUUGUUUUCCAGUGGCGCCAUCUAUGGUCAAGAAUUAGACCUCUGUCACCGAAUACUUAACAAUGUUGUGCACUUUUUUUACUUUCUGAGAUGCGAGAUGAGAAGUACGGUUUUCUGGAAAACGCCAUUAAAAUUAGAAGAUUUGUAUGGGUUGCACAACUUCACGUCAAUCUCUAAGCUUCUACAGAAAUCAGAAUUUCUUUUAAACAUAUGUUUAAGCUAAGUAAGCUUUAGAAAAUCAAAUCUAAAUAAAAGUUCUACAUUAAACAGUCGAUUUCGUUGUACUCGAAUGUUUUUCCCAUCCUGGAAUCAUGCGGUUCUAAUUAGAUAACAAACAAAAAGUGUUUGAUUCCCGUAUCAAAAUCCAAAAUUAUCCACCAUGUACCGCUUUCGUAGAAGAAAAGGGUCCUAGUUUCUUGUGAAUUCUAGGAUAUUUUGCUUUCUAAUGCAUCUAGAGCCUCGAAACUUCGAUAAGGUAGAUAAUUCUUUAGUCACCAAAAUGAUCGCCAAGUUGACAACGGUCCCACUGUCAAUGAGAACGCCUUUCCUUAGUAAAAUACCACCAAGCAAAAAUGUGGAUCUUUAUGAAAAUGAUACAUGGUAAACAGAAACCCCACAAAAAUUCGUUUUUUUCUUUUAAAGGACAUUUUUCAUGUAGUACAGUGUUGUUUUCCCUUAAUCAUCUGAAUUUUGCGUCAGGAUUAGUGAUUCAUUUUCAUUCAAAUUUAGUACAUGACUGCUUCAGUUGACUUUUACUUAUAAUUUAACCAACUAUAUCAUCUAAAUAAAGAACGAUAAUUCAUGGUUAUGUAUAAAUGAAAAUAAACAAAUGUAUAAAACACAAAGCAUUAAUUAAUUUAUUUAUAUGACUUUCUAUAUAUCUGUUACAAUCGAACAAUUUCAUAUAAACUUGAUUAAAUUUAUUCAAGCAGUA